CAACACUGCUGUUAAAAUAGGACUCGUUAAAAAAGCUGCUGUAAGAAUGGAGAUACGAUUCUGUUGAGUUCCUAAGCUGCUGUAAAGUAUAUCUGACCUAAAAAUUGCUUUGGAUCGAACAGGUCAUUGACGUCGAUCGUUAAUUCUCUACUUGUUUUUAUACUUCUGGUUUCAACGAGAGAAUCGAAGGCUGAACGAACCAAUAUAAUUAGAGGCUUGAUGUCCAGUGAACGAACCCUUAAAUGGUCCUUUUGGAUCUCGCGAGUUUUGCUUUGUUCGAGUGUCGUCUUUUCGAAUUUCCCAACCACCGUCUCUUCGUCGGACAACAACACAACCACAACUCCUCCUUAUACUACACUCUCACCAAAUAAAACCGUGUUUAGCUGCAAAUGGGAGGACUUAAAGUUCCCUAUUACCUAUGGAACAGGGAUUGCUUGUGCUUUGUCAGUCAUUGUUGGUGGAUUCGUACUUUUUGUUGGUUUUAAGUAUUUGCGAACAACCCUCUUCCUUAUUGGCUUCUCUGGUGGAGCCUUAAUAACAUAUUACAUCUGCAUUGAGAAAAGCACCCUUCAAUUACAGUACAUUUUGUUAAUUACUGUCGCCAUCGCUAUCUUUGUUGGUAUUCUCUGUACAACUGUUGUGUUCUGUGGACUCUUCUCAUCUGGAAUUGCAGCAGGUUUCUGCAUAAGCAUGGCAUUUCUCUUAGGAUUUUCCUCAUUAUUUGAGGGUUAUAAGACUAUAUCUAUACCCAUAGGGGUGGUGGUUUCUGUUUCUGUUAUUCUGGCUGGUAUUUCGGUUUGGUGGAAGAGAUGUCUUAUCAUCACGUCAAGUGUCUUUGGUGCCGCAAUGAUAAUGGGUGGAGCCGAUUACUUCAUUGAGGACUUAUGGCUUCUAAACUACUCUAUUCAGAAAAUCUUCUUGGUGACGGUGUAUGGAAAGCCCUGCCUGGUCUCUUGGAUUAUACUCGGUUUGUGGCCUCUUCUGACAUUAAUUGGACUGUUGGUACAAUUCCUGAAGACAGCAAAGAAGCCUCGUAAACCAAAAAAGGACAUUUACGACAAACGCUAUACCACAGGUUCCCCAUUUUACUCAGCACCCGAUGAUGCACAGGAUACUGAAAUGGCUGAGCUUAUUCCACAAAAUGCAGAAUCCAAUGAAAGCAACCUUCCUAACUCCCAGGCACAUUUCAUUACAACAGAAGUAUAAAGUAUGAUCAUGAGUACAAUAGGCCAUUUCACGGAUCCCGUUACUCAACCUCAGCCUCRUCAGYGUGUAAUAUAUUCUUUAGAAAUUUUCUACAACCUGU
Messenger RNA from Actinia tenebrosa (Australian red waratah sea anemone), 1306 nucleotides. Its product is annotated as transmembrane protein 198. The record is from RefSeq and is a predicted model, not a curated record. Lineage: Eukaryota; Metazoa; Cnidaria; Anthozoa; Actiniaria; Actiniidae. Gene Ontology annotation, cellular component: plasma membrane.